GCCUCUGCUGAUUUGGUUGUUGGUUCCUGUAAUCCCUGGGCCUGGGCUGAGACUACUAGUGGAAGCCUUGUUCUUUUGCUGAUUUUUACCUCUUCCACCCCUGGCAGGUCUUGGACUUAGGGAGUUUAACAGAUGGCGGCACAAUGUGUGACGAAGGUGGAGCUGAGUGUCUCCUGUGACAAUCUUUUGGAUAAAGAUAUAGGCUCAAAGUCAGAUCCUCUGUGUGUAUUGUUAUUGAAUACCAAUGGACAGCAGUGGUAUGAGGUUGAACGUACAGAAAGGAUUAAAAAUUGUUUGAAUCCCUCAUUUACCAAAAAAUUUUUAAUUGAUUACUAUUUUGAAGUGGUUCAGAGGCUGAAGUUUGGGAUUUAUGAUAUUGAUAACAAAACUAUUGAUUUGAAUGAUGAUGAUUUCCUGGGAGAAUUUGAAGGUACUUUGGGACAAAUUGUUUCUAGCAAGAAGUUAACUCGACCAUUGGUCCUCAAAAAUGGAAAACCUGCAGGGAAAGGCAGCAUCACGAUUUCAGCUGAAGAAGUAAAGGAUAACAGAGUGGUCUUAUUUGAAAUUGAAGCAAGAAAACUGGAUAAUAAGGAUUUAUUUGGAAAAUCAGAUCCCUACCUGGAAUUUCACAAGCAGACAUCAGAUGGACAGUGGCUAAUGGUACACAGAACAGAGGUAAUUAAAAACAACUUGAAUCCUGUUUGGAGACCUUUUAAAAUUUCUCUGAACUCUCUGUGCUAUGGAGAUAUGGACAAAACCAUUAAGGUAGAAUGUUAUGAUUAUGAUAGUGAUGGGUCACAUGAUCUCAUUGGAACUUUUCAAACCACUAUGACAAAACUAAAAGAAGCCUCCCGAAAUUCUCCUGUUGAAUUUGAAUGCAUAAAUGAAAAGAAGAGGCAGAAGAAGAAAAGCUACAAAAAUUCCGGUAUUGUCAGUGUGAAACAUUGUGAGAUUACAGUGGAAUGCACAUUCCUUGACUACAUCAUGGGAGGAUGUCAGCUGAAUUUUACCGUGGGAGUAGACUUCACUGGCUCAAAUGGUGAUCCUCGAUCUCCUGAUUCUCUUCAUUAUAUCAGCCCCAAUGGAGUUAAUGAAUAUUUGACUGCUAUCUGGUCUGUUGGGAUGGUCAUUCAGGAUUAUGAUACCGAUAAGAUGUUUCCAGCCUUUGGAUUUGGGGCCCAGAUACCUCCCCAGUGGCAGGUAUCACAUGAAUUUCCCCUAAACUUUAACUCAUCAAAUCCCUUCUGUAAUGGAAUCCAAGGCAUCAUAGAAGCAUAUCGGACCUGCCUUCCUCAGAUAAGACUUUAUGGGCCAACUAACUUUUCUCCAAUAAUAAAUCACGUGGCCAGGUUUGCUGCUGCAGCCACACAGCAACAGACAGCAUCACAAUAUUUCGUGCUCCUGAUCAUCACUGAUGGUGUGAUCACAGACCUUGAUCAAACCAGGCAAGCCAUAGUGAAUGCUGCCAAACUCCCCAUGUCCAUCAUCAUUGUUGGUGUUGGAGGUGCAGACUUCAGUGCAAUGGAGUUUCUUGAUGGUGAUGGCGGAGCACUCAGGUCCCCAACUGGCGAGACUGCUAUCAGAGACAUUGUUCAGUUUGUUCCUUUCAGACAAUUCCAGAAUGCUCCAAAGGAAGCCCUUUCUCAGUGUGUCCUGGCAGAGGUUCCUCAACAAGUGGUGGGUUACUUUAACACGUAUAAACUCCUCCCUCCAAAGAAUCCUGCUACAAAGUAAUGGAAACAGCCCAGGAGAAUUCCUUUGUGCUAGGUGGAGCCAUGGGUGCGUUACCUCUCCCCAAGAUGCAUUCACCAGUGUUGUUUCUUGUGGCCCUUUAUGGUCUCUCUCUGUGUGAUAUGAUUCUUUUAUUUUUUUUUUUUUUUGACGUGGAGCCGUAUCUGUUUAAUGCAUUUCUUUUGGAAUAUCGUUUUUAUAUAUGCUUGUGGAUUUUUUUUUUAAAUAUGAAAAGUGAAUCUCUGUGUAAUCAUUUCAGUGACUAGUAAUUGGGAGCAAUUGACUGAAGCCUGUUUGGGUUAGAAAGUGGCAGUGAGUUGACUUUGCUUGUGUCGAAGUCAUAUUUGAAUGAUAAGUCAUUUUGCCGGAACAAAUGUUACCUAUGAACUGCUAAGUUUUGCUAUUGCCCCGUUAGCAUAUAUUCCACAUGCAAACUCCCAUGCUUGAUCAAGAUAAAGCUGUUUAGCUGAGAUGAUUUGGGGGUACUUUAACUGGUCCUUCUCAUACCUCAUUAUUGUCCAUAGAGUGUCAACUUUUUUCAUUUGCCUCUACGUAGUGCUGCAGUCUAUAAGCCACAUCAAUAGGUAAAUUAAUUCUUUUGCCUUGAGGGGAAGGAACAGACUUAGUUUCUUAGUAAGCAAUCACUGAAUAGAUACCUGUUAUAGACAAACAAUUCUCUGUUGCCUUUUUUUUUGACCUUUUAAAAAUAAUUUUUUCAUCAUAGAAGAUUCUGAAGAUGAUCAGGUUGAAGGUGGGUCUUGUUCUUAAACUGCUUCAGGCAAAAUGGAAGGUUCUUUAGAAAUUAAAGACAUAGCUUUUGUUCUUUGCUGUGGUUCCAGAUCUGCUCAGUUGGUAAGGAGUUCAGCUCAUGUUAGCCCGUGUUUUGUGAGCCUGUUUGAGGCUCACAUGUUUAAGGCUGAUAAAUCAGUUGGUGUGAUGAGAAGAAGACUUGUUGACCAUGAUGCACUGAGGAACAGCUUAGUGCCCCCACUGUCCUGGAAGCCAGAUAACCUUUGCUUCUUCCUGUAGCUAACUUCUUUACAAUUUCUUACUCACCACAUGUUAAUCAGUGCUGGGGAAAUCACCUUUACCUCAUUAUGCAACAUUUAUUAAAAGAGAUUUUUUUUUCUUGAGAGAUAAUAAUGGUUUCUUUCCAAUUAAUCUAUCAUUUUAUAAGAAUAUUAUUUUUUAGUCACAGGAUGUGCCCUACAUUCAAGCAUAAAAUCUUUUGGAAUUAAAAAAAUGUUUUUGAGUCAUCAAUCCCAUUUGAGAAGUCUCUUCUCAGUCUCUUUGAGAAGGCAUACAUAUAUGCCUGUGGAGGCUUUGUGGUAAUGGACAGAAAACUAACCUCGGUACUGAAGAUACCUGGGUUUGAGCUUCACUUCAGAAACAUACCUGAUGGGUGACAAAUUGCUUCAGCUUUCAGUAAUCUAGGUAACUCUCAGACUAUAUGUUUCAGAGAAGGAAUUAAUCUGCACUGGUGAAGGUAGUUUCCUCUAACAACCAAAUCACAGUUCCAGUCUCUAUGUUGUUUUCACUCAAAGUAGAGUCCUCUCCAUUCUGAAGGCUGUUUUGCCAGAAUACACUGAGAUAAAAAGCAUAUUUCUUCUUCACGAAUUGCUUUGAAAAAAAACGUCAAAACUCUGGACAUAUCUAAUACCAUCAACAUAUGUAUAUAUAAAACAGCAUUAAAUCCAGUAACAUAUAUAUAUUUAUAAGCCCAUUAGCAUGCACUUAAUACAUAUUAAAACACUGAAAACCAGUACAUAUUUCACAUGAAAAUAAAGUAAGUGUGUGUGUGUGUAUGUGUGUUUUUAGUGUUGAUCCCAAUAUUUUACAUGUAUAAAUAAGGAUAUAUAUCCUUUAGUCUAGCUUUUUAGUCUUGCUGAAAAAUCUCCAGCACCUGGGUCUAGUUUUAUACACCUUCAUCACAAUGUGGAAGAGAGGACCAGGGCUUAGCAGACUCUGGCUUCUUUAAAGUGACUGGACAAUUCAAGCUGAGGUGGAUCUCACUUGCUGCCAUGUUGUGAUUGCCUGAGUAGACUAGCUGACUGGCCUUGUAGAACUCCCUAUAGGUCUUUGGGAUUGGGCAAACCACUAUUAACUGAUACUCACCUAAUAGUAUCUUACUUCUUGUGGCCUUACAACUUGUUGACAGUACUUUCUUUAGACUAUAUCCCUGCUGUGGAGUGGAUAAUUGGUCGUUCUUUUACUGGCUUGGGGCUUGAAUUGUGUGGAAAAUGGCCCCCAAUUUUUCUACUUCAUUUAAUUAAUAAUCAGUUGACAUUUAUUAAGCACCUACUCACACUGUGCUAAAUAUUGGAGAUGCAAAAAAGGUGAACGUAAUAUUUAAAUGAACACAGUGCAUUUAAAUCACCCAGGUCACUAGGCCAGGGACACCACAGAUAAAGCAGAUUUAGAGUGUUCCUGUUUUAUACCAUUUCUUUACUUGGUAUGUUCUCAAACAAUCUGAUGCCAUUGAGUUCCUGGUUAGAUGCUGCUGAGGCAGAAUAAGCUGUUGUAAGGUAAAUAUUUGCCUAUUUCAUGUGCUGAGUUAAAAGCAUUUACACUUUUAUUUUCAUCACUUUAUGAAAAACAUGUAGUUUCAAUAACAACCCCCAUCUCUUGUGCCACAUUUGGAUUGAGCUUUGUAUUUUAAAUAAUCUGUCCCUUUUUGAAUUCAUGUUUCUAAAGAGGAUAUUGUCAGAUUGAUUAUAGGGUGUCUUGAGACCAAAUAGAUCAUGUCAUGCUAACAGCUGUGCAAGUAUCCAGACAAGAAAUUUAGGUCCUCAGAGCUGUGUUCUGACUAGGGUUUUUGUUUUGAGAAAAUUGUACGUAAACUAGCUUGUGCCACCUUGUGGUAAAACUUCAGAAAUGAACUUAUUAUAAACUUGGGAAAUGUAAACCUCAUACCAGUGAUUCUCAGACUUUUCAUUUCAUGGUCUUCCAGAUGGUUUUUAAAUUAAACUUGAUGCCCUUACCUUCUUAUGCUGUAUUUUUGACACACUUUUCAUAUCUCUUCCUUUACUUAUUUGGAAAUUCAUUUUCCUAAAACAACAAUAAAAACAAAAAAACUAUUAUUUUUUGCAAAAUUUCUUUUAAUAUUCAUGAUGUGUCAAGGUAAUUAUAUGGCAAGGUAACCUAAUACUUUGAUUGAGAAUCAGAUUUAGAUUUUUCACGUGCUUUUAUAAAAGUUGUAUUUGCUAAUAUAUGGAUGUGUAUAAUAGUCUCUAAUAUAUGACCACAACUUUUAAAUGUAUCUUCCCUUUGAUUUAUGAUAAAGUUGAUUCUGGAUGUAAA
Trichosurus vulpecula (common brushtail) is the source of this 5031-nucleotide messenger RNA. It is a transcript of the gene CPNE3, whose product is annotated as copine 3. The transcript is spliced from 16 exons. Gene Ontology annotation, cellular component: plasma membrane. Gene Ontology annotation, biological process: ERBB2 signaling pathway; cellular response to calcium ion. Bases 133 to 1734 code for a protein of 533 amino acids. Lineage: Eukaryota; Metazoa; Chordata; Mammalia; Diprotodontia; Phalangeridae. The record is from RefSeq and is a predicted model, not a curated record. Gene Ontology annotation, molecular function: calcium-dependent phospholipid binding; receptor tyrosine kinase binding.